AUGAUUGGUGAAUGCACCACCCCUUCUGGGAACGGAGGAUCUCCGACUUAUGGUCAAUGGGCUGUCUACUCCGUUUCCACCCCGCUUGUCAGUGCCUUCCAGCAAGAUGCAGGUAAGGAGAGUGUCCUUAAGGUCCAAAGCACCGGAGAGGGUGAAUUGGCCGAUCUCAUUGAGGAAUUUUCCGAAGGGCGGGUGCAAUUCGCCUAUGUGAAGGUGACGGAUUCCAACACCGGUCUUCCUAAGAACGUUCUUAUUGGCUGGUGUGGAGAAGGUGUGCCGGAGCGAACAAAGGGUUACUUUACCAGUCACCUGGCGACAGUUUCCAAGUUUCUUCAUGGAUACCAUGUGCAGGUCACAGCCAGAGCAGAUGGGGAUCUCACCCCCGAGGGAAUCGUCCAGCGUGUGGCAGAUUCCUCCGGUUCCAAGUAUUCAGCCGGCGAGGCUUCUGCUCCGGCCUCAGCCCCCCGGCCUGCUGUAGCUAGCAAGCCUGCUUUCACACCGACUCGAUCUGGGGGUAUCACUCCUAACCCAGCUGCUCGCGUACAGCCCACACCUUCAAAAGCUAGCGUCAAUGAUGAUGGAUGGGGUGCAGAUGCCCCUCCCGUGACUCGCACCCAAUUGGAAAAGGUACAAUCGGCUUACCAGCCCACUAGAGUGAACCUGCAAGAACUCAAGGCAAACCCCACGGCCAGUCGUCAACCUGCCGCUGCUACCUCGGAUGAUUCUAGCGAUGUGGUGAGGGGUGGUUACCAGCCAGUGGGCAAAGUCGAUAUUGCUGCAAUUCGGAAGCAAGCUGCCGCCUCCGGUCAGCUAAAAGAUGAUCGCCCGGCAAUUAUCAAGGGCUCCUAUGAGCCCGUUGGCAAAGUAGACAUCGCUGCUAUUCGGGCUAGAGCACAGAAGCCGGAAGGCACCAGUGAAAACGUUCCAUCGAGCAUCGCAGUCAGCCCACAGCCAACAACGUUGCCCGAGCGACCUGCGCCUUCCAAUGUUUCGGAGCGCUUGACCAAUCUACCCAAACCAAAGGUUGCCAAAAACUUUGGCCCGAGCCCUUCCUUCCCAGGAACAAAGCCACCACUCCCAGUUGGUCUUGGGCCUAAGCCAACCACCAGUGCGCAGAUUGGAGCUGCAAGCCGAACUUUUGCCGAUGAGGGAGGCAAGACACCUGCUCAAAUUUGGGCAGAGCGCAAGGCCAAAGAGCGCGGAGUGGCUCCCUCAUCUGGAAGUACUGAGGCUGCCUCUACCCCUGCCCCGAUUCAAAGCCAAAUUAGUGGCCAGAGCGAAUGGAAGAGCUCCUAUACAGGCAAGUCUUGGGCUCCCGUUCAAACUGCACAGGAAAGGUCGUAUGUUCCCGAGCAGCCCAUCGACGCCAAGACCAAUGAUCAGCCAGCGGAUGAACCACGGCCUCAUGUGAGUGAUGUUCGUGACCAAUUUGCUCAUGAAACGCCUGCCCCCGCGCCACUCGCCUCUCCUGCUCCCCCCGUCCCGCAGGCCAGUCGCCCUGUUCCUGUCCCAGGGCUGUCCUCUGCGCCCGUCGAGUCCGAGCCCGAACAUGAUGCUCAACAGGUUCUUCCUCCCCCUCCACCGCAGCCUCCUCGCUCCCCAACACCUCCCACUCCGGUGCGUGAGAGCUCGCCGAUUCAGAUUGCCAUGCCGGUUGGCCAUAGCGUUGCCGACAGCGUUGCGGAUGUUCAUGAGGAGCAGCAAUCUCCUCCUCCUGCCAUGCCUGUUCGGAGCCUCCAGGAGGUCGUCCCAGAUGAAAGAGAACUUGAGGAUGAUUCUCACGACCUUGGCCGCGCUGCAGCCGCGGCAACCGCUCCUCAACAGCCCGAGCCCACAGGCGGACCGCGAGCUCAGGUUCAAUAUGACUAUGAAAAGGCCGAGGACAAUGAGAUUGAACUACGAGAGGGAGAGUAUGUGACUGACAUUGAAAUGGUCGACCAGGAUUGGUGGGUGGGUGUCAAUAUUCGGGGUGAGCGUGGUCUCUUCCCGGCCAACUAUGUGGAGAUUGUGGAGGACAAAGAACCCGCGUCACACGCGCCAGCCGGUUCCCAUCAUUAUGAAGCAGAGCCAGAGCCAGAGCCAGAGCCAGAACCUACUGCUGCCCCCGUGCCAGUUGCGCCCACACCUUCCGCUGCACCAUCGGCGACUGUUCCAAGCUCCAAACAGGUCACAGCCACAGCUUUGUAUGACUAUGAAGCCGCCGAGGAUAAUGAGAUUAGCUUCCCCGAAGACGCGAAGAUUUCCAAUGUGGAAUUCCCGGAUGAUGACUGGUGGCUUGGUGAGUACAAUGGCAAGCAAGGUCUAUUCCCUGCCAACUAUGUUCGCCUGGACCAGUGA
Molecule: messenger RNA, 2337 nt
Organism: Penicillium coprophilum
Lineage: Eukaryota; Fungi; Ascomycota; Eurotiomycetes; Eurotiales; Aspergillaceae
Product: putative actin binding protein
Exons: 5
Coding region: 1-2337 (778 amino acids)
Biological process (GO): regulation of actin filament polymerization
Cellular component (GO): site of polarized growth; actin filament; plasma membrane
Molecular function (GO): actin filament binding
Source: RefSeq, a predicted model, not a curated record